AAAAAUACAAGAGAAAGAGAGAGAGAGAGAGAGAGAGAGAGAGAGAGAGAGAGUGUGUUUGUGUGUGUGUAUUGUCUCUGUAACUUCUCAUGGACUUCUUGUUGUAGAUCUCGAAACCCUAGCUUUAUCUUUCAAAGAUUCUUUACAAAUUGCUUUCAAGAUUCUUUCAAGAAACCACUCUUCCAUUUAAAUUAGCUUCAUUUUCAUAGCUUCCACUUCUACGCCGGCCUUCAUUCAACUUGUCUUCUUUCGUUGGGAGUAAAAGUAGAAUUUCUCCUUUUCGAUUUUUAUAGAAUUUUCAUUGAUUUCAGAUUGUUUUCCACUGGUAUCGACUGUAUCUACAUUUUCGUUUCCGCUUCCUUGGACACCGAGUUUCUACUGUUUUUGGUGCUAUUUGUGUCUAAUUUUAUCUGCGUUUUAUUGUUUGCAUUAGCUGUGAGAAAUUUUAAUUGUAAUGUGAUUAGGUUGUUUUUUUUCGCUGCGUAUUUUCAGUUGUGGAGGAGCUGGUUAGUGUUUGUGAAAUUAUCGAUGGUGAUAUAGAAAAUCGGUUCAGAGAGAAAUGGAUGAAAGAGGAGGCUCAUUUGUGGCUGUAAGGAGGAUUUCUCAAAGUCUUGACCGUGGCAAUACAUGUCAUUCAACUUCAGUUAGCGCUUGUUUUUUGAUUUGCUAAAUUUGGAUCUGGAGGUAACUUUUGUAUGCUUAGCCUUGAGUGUUACCAAGAACUCUCGCUAAGUGCAUGUUUACGGAGAUUCAAAUUUGUUGUGCUGAGGUUGUGGCAGGGUCAGCUGCAUGGCUGGGUCGAGGUCUUUCUUGUGUUUGUGCACAGAGGAGAGAGAGUGACCCUCGUCCUUCUUUUGAUCUAACCCCUGCCCAGGAGGAAUGCUUGCAAAGGCUGCAGAAUCGAAUGGAUGUUGCCUAUGAUGGUUCAAUCCCUGAACACCAGGAAGCUUUGAGGGCUUUGUGGAAUGUCGCUUUUCCAGAAGAAGAACUCCAUGGUUUAAUAUCUGAGCAGUGGAAGGAAAUGGGUUGGCAAGGAAAGGAUCCAUCAACAGAUUUUAGGGGUGGUGGUUUCAUAUCAUUGGAGAAUUUGUUGUUCUUUGCUAAGAAUUUUCCGAAGUCCUUCCAGGAUCUUCUUCGGAAGCAGGAAGGUGAUCGCUCAGUGUGGGAAUAUCCAUUUGCUGUAGCUGGUGUGAACAUUACAUUUAUGCUCAUUCAGAUGCUUGAUCUCGAAGCAGUCAAACCACGAACACUGGUGGGAGCAACUUUCUUGAGGUUUCUUUCAGAAAAUGAAUCAGCAUUUGAUCUUCUCUAUUGCAUCACAUUCAAACUAAUGGAUCAUCAAUGGCUUGAGAUGCGUGCAUCAUACAUGGACUUCAAUACGGUUAUGAAAUCCACACGGCGACAACUGGAAAGGGAGCUUCUGCUUGAUGAUAUAACACGGUUGGAAGAGUUACCAUCAUACAGCCUCCUUACUUGAUAGUAUAGCAGUUCCAAAGAUUAACAAAAUGGCUUGUAGCAGCAAGACGUGCAUGCCAUCAUUGGGCACAUUCUAUUCCCUUUUUGGUUCCCAUUUAUCUCCUAGUGCUUUUUAACUAAGUGGUUCGUUGUACAUGAUAUGGUGAUCCGUUUAUAACUCUUCUUGAAGCCAUGUAAGUGUAUUUCCUCUUGAUUUUUCAGGAAAGGGUUCUUGAGUUUCCCAAGUUUUCUGUACGGGAAAGAAAAAGAGUUAUGAGGUUUGUACGGUUGAGUCCAGUGUUUAAAGUGAUUGGUUGGUUUCAUUCUUCGACUAGUUUUUUAUUUCA
This is a messenger RNA of Pistacia vera, 1802 nucleotides long. RefSeq names its product ELMO domain-containing protein A-like. The transcript has 10 exons. NCBI's taxonomy places the organism in Eukaryota, Viridiplantae, Streptophyta, Magnoliopsida, Sapindales, Anacardiaceae. The record is from RefSeq and is a predicted model, not a curated record. Bases 737 to 1477 code for a protein of 246 amino acids.